This is a messenger RNA of Eurytemora carolleeae, 2010 nucleotides long. Its product is annotated as major facilitator superfamily domain-containing protein 10. The coding region runs from base 42 to 1451 and encodes 469 amino acids. NCBI's taxonomy places the organism in Eukaryota, Metazoa, Arthropoda, Copepoda, Calanoida, Temoridae. The record is from RefSeq and is a predicted model, not a curated record. Gene Ontology annotation, cellular component: brush border membrane. Gene Ontology annotation, molecular function: transmembrane transporter activity. Gene Ontology annotation, biological process: transmembrane transport. The transcript is spliced from 18 exons.
UAUCUUAAUUCCUUUUUGAAGAAAACUUCUAUUUCAGAAAAAUGGCAACACUGCGCAGUGCGGCGCGCAGGGAUGCCAAUGGAAAUACAAAGUUUGAGUCAGAAGUAGGCGAAGGGGAGAAGAAAGGAGAGAAAGAUGAGAAGAAGAAUGAAAAGAAAGAUAACACAACAAUUGUUGUUUUCUUCGGACUACUUAUUGAUCUUCUAGCGUUUACCCUGAUCCUUCCUUUGUUCCCCUCCUUGAUUUCACACUACAGGAAGGAGGACUCUAGCGGUCUGUUCAACUACAUGGAGAUCAAGAUUGAAGGUUUCCGUGGGUUAGUCGGAGCCCCACCUGAGGUUAAUACUGUUCUAUUUGGUGGAUUUCUAGGCUCUAUUUUCUCUUUUCUACAGUUUAUUGCCAGCCCUGUCAUUGGAGGCCUCAGUGAUAGAUUUGGACGGAAACCACUUUUACUUCUCUCAACGGCAGGAAUCUCUCUGUCCUACGUUAUCUGGGUGUUAUCUAAUAAUUUCGCCCUAUUUGUUCUCGCUAGGAUAGUUGGAGGGAUCUCAAAAGGAAAUGUUUCCUUGUCCGCUGCAAUUGUAACUGACGUAUCUACACCUGCCAAUAGAGGCAGAGGAAUGGCUUUAAUAGGAGUGGCGUUUAGCCUAGGUUUUCUGUUCGGACCUAUUAUUGGAGCCGGGUUUUCAUUCUGGAGUAAAGGGAAGGAGGGAGACUGGUUUAUUUACCCUGCUGUUACUGCUCUAGGACUAUCCCUAUUGGAUAUCAUUUAUAUAGCUGUAUUUUUCAAGGAAUCCUUACCACCACACAAGAGAAACCAGAGUACCAGAGAUACACUUCUUCAGGCCUGGAUGUACCUUGAUCCAACUAAACUAUUCAAUUUCUCCUCCUUGACAAAUCUUCCAGACAAGGAUAGGCAAUCCUUAAAGCAGAUUGGUUGGGCCUAUUUUCUAUAUCUUUUCCUGUAUUCAGGAAUGGAAUUUACUUUGACUUUUCUGACUCAUCUUAGAUUCAACUUUACUUCAAUGCAGCAGGGUCGAAUGUUCCUGUUUAUUGGGAUCAUCAUGGCUGUUCUACAAGGCGGAGUUGUGCGCAGAAUUAAGCUAGGUGGAGAGAAAAACGCGGCAUUGUGGGGUCUUCUACUAAUUGUACCGAGUUUUGCAAUUGUGGGAAUGGCACAGUCCAUUUUUGCGUUGUAUUGUGGACUGGGACUUUAUGCAGUUUCUACUGCUUUUGUAGUUCCCUGUAUAACUACACUUGUUUCGCAGUACGGAGAACAUCAUCAGAAAGGAAUAAUCAUGGGAGUAUUUAGAUCCCUGGGAGCUCUGGGAAGAGCCUUAGGACCCAUUUUCGGAUCCUUUCUGUACUGGAGUUUGGGCCCUGAAAUAUCCUACGCACUUGGAGGCUUUCUUCUUCUUGUUCCUUAUCAGAUUCUGAAAUCCGUCAAAUAGAAGAACAGAACAUUUUUUUCAUCUCAAACAAUAUUUGUUGAAAUUUCGAGAGUAGUUUCUUUCUACAGGGUUUAUAGAAUUUUUUUAAAAUCUCGAGUUGUAAACCGUCCCAUUUUAGAUGCUCAUUGCUUUAUUUUAGUUUUAAGUUCGAUCAGAUCGAUUUUGUAUACUGUUAAAAACAUUUCAUUCCCUUUACUCUGACUUAGGACGAGUUUUGUUUUUCGUUUUCGGCCUUACGUAAAUUUUGUUUCUAAUCAUUAUAAUUUAUAUAACAUUAAAGCUGAUAUGAAACAUUUAAAUAUUUUAAAAAGUUAGAUAUAAUCUAUUUAAAAGCUCAAACACAUGUAUCUAUCACUCGUAACAGUGGCAGUGCUCAAAUUAAUUAACGGCUAUUUCAUAUCACUCAGAAACUUUUACAUGUGGUUUGUUGGACAGGAUUAUAUACCAAGGAUGAUACUUCUUAACUUCUUCAUUCUGAAGAUCACAGAUUAAUUUUUGUCUUUUCUAAAUAUGUACUAAACUUGGUUGUUAAAGAAUACAAACAGUUUAAAGCUACAAG